This is a messenger RNA of Vigna angularis (adzuki bean), 1188 nucleotides long. RefSeq names its product heavy metal-associated isoprenylated plant protein 36. Gene Ontology annotation, molecular function: metal ion binding. The record is from RefSeq and is a predicted model, not a curated record. The transcript is spliced from 4 exons. The coding region runs from base 180 to 1055 and encodes 291 amino acids. NCBI's taxonomy places the organism in Eukaryota, Viridiplantae, Streptophyta, Magnoliopsida, Fabales, Fabaceae.
AUGAAAAUUUGAAAAAUAAAAUAAGAGGUAGAAUAGAAGGAAAAGAAAAGAAAAGAAAGGAGAAGCAGGAAGUGUGUUGUUCUUGUGUCAUUGUCACAUUAUACUUUGGUAGCCAUUUUUCUGGCCUGCUUACUUUGCUCCCCAAACGAAGAGUACACAACUCUGACACACUUUCUCUCAUGGAUGCAAAAUCCUCCCAAGCUGUUCUUCCCUCUGAGCCAUUGAUGUAUCAGACAUGGUUCUUGAAAGUUUCCAUCCACUGUGAAGGUUGCAGGAGGAAAGUGAAGAAGGUCUUACAGAGCAUAGAUGGUGUUUUCACCACAACGGUUGACCCACAGCAGCAGAAAGUGACGGUCACCGGAAGCGUCGGCGUUGAGACGCUGAUAAGGAAACUGGAGAAAGCCGGAAAACACGCCGAGAUUUGGCCGGAGAAUCUCGCGGCCGGGAAGGGAAAUAACUCCGACAAAGACAAGCAGCAGCAGAAGAAAAAGAAGAAAAACGAACAAGGAGAAGAAUCCGAAGGCAAGAUUAAUCACUCCACCACGACAAAUGCAGUGGCUACCAAUACCACCGCGAACACUAGCAAGAAAAAGACGAACGAAAAAAGUUCUGGGGAGAGGGGCAACGGCGAAAGCAAGAGCAGCGGCGGCGGCGGAGAAAAUCAGUCUGCAGAAUCGGAGAACAAGAGUGGUCAAAGCGAAGGAGUUGGGAAGAAAAAGAAAAAGAAAGAGAUGGAAAAAAGUGAGAGUGAUGGAAGUUCAGCAUGUAACGGUGGAGCUGCGCACAGUGGAUCCUCUGGGCAGGUGAAUCUGAGCCCUACACGUCAGCAAUUCAACCUGUAUCCAGAAACUUACUGUUAUCCCCCACUUGUGUAUCUGGCAACUCACAACAGGUUAUGUCCCAUGGGAACAAUGGGUGGUCCUUCCUACUAUGUUUCACCAUUGCCCUACAUGUGUGCAGGCAUAGACCACGAUCCUUAUCGCCUUCAAUCUACGCCCUUCGUUCCCUUCGAGAUCUUCAGCGACGAGAAUGCAAAUGGCUGUUCUAUCAUGUGAGAACCAAGAUACUACCUUUUUGUUUCUUUCAUGGUCCCAUAUCAGCUCUUGUUUUGCUAUGCUACGCUAUAUGGUAUGCUAGUUUUGUAUUUUUUGAGGGAAAAUCGAUGGAGCUUUGUGCUGUUCUUGGAUU